Molecule: messenger RNA, 993 nt
Organism: Enterobius vermicularis (human pinworm)
Lineage: Eukaryota; Metazoa; Nematoda; Chromadorea; Rhabditida; Oxyuridae
Source: the annotation of a GenBank genome assembly
AUGGUAAACACGGAACCAUCAACAACAAAUUUUCAGUGCCUAACUCAUACCUGGUAUUUGGCUGCAGAUAUGCAAAUGUACAUCUUUGCUCCUCUAUUUCUGAUUCCCUUACUCUUCUCUCCUGUAACGGGCUACUGCUUAGGAGUUUUUCUAAUCAUUCUUUUUGCUGGAAUCAACUAUGCUGUAUAUGCAAAAUAUGAUUUGCCUGCAAAUUAUAUAGGAUUUUUUGACGAGAUUUACAAUCGAGAAAAACUGACAUAUUACGAUAACCUCGUUUAUUAUGCAGUGUGGAAUCGAUGUACUCCUUAUCUGAUUGGAAUAUACACUGGCUAUUUUCUGUCAAAAACUAAAAGCAAAAAGUUGCAUCUAAACUGGGUGUAUAUCGUUUUGCUAUGGACUGGAAGUUUUCUGGCCGCAUGUGGUUGCGUCUACGGCUUGUAUGACUACAUUCAAGGACCAUCACACAAAAUUUCUAGCUUUGCAAGUGCAAGCUAUAGCUACUGGUCACGUAUUGGUUGGGCACUAGCAAUAGCUUGGGUAGUCAUAGCUUGCGAAAAGAACUGGGCUGGUCCAAUUAAAAAUUUUUUGGAGCAAGGACUUUGGCUCCCGUUUGACAGGCUGACUUACUGCAUGUAUCUGACUCACGCAAUAUCAAUACCACUAGUUUACGCUCUGGAUGGCAGACCGAUCCUGUUCGUAAGCAGUCAACAUGCUUAUAUCCGUGAAGCAAUUCCAGUCUUCGUGGUUACAUUAACAAUGGCAUUUCUGUGGUGCGUGUUCAUUGAAAUGCCGUUUGCGAAGUUAGAGGUUACACUUGUUGGUCUGCUUAUGCAAAAGAGGCUUCAGGGGAUGUCAACGUUAAAACAGAAGGAUAAGCAUUUGGAUAAUAAAGAAGAGCACAACUUAGAAAGUCAGCAACAUUUUGAACCGCAGAAGAUUUGUUGUAAGACUGUGGACGUUAAUAAUAGGGAAGAAAACAACUACAGAUUUUAG